This is a messenger RNA of Alternaria arborescens, 1161 nucleotides long. RefSeq lists its product as hypothetical. The record is from RefSeq and is a predicted model, not a curated record. The coding region runs from base 1 to 1161 and encodes 386 amino acids. NCBI's taxonomy places the organism in Eukaryota, Fungi, Ascomycota, Dothideomycetes, Pleosporales, Pleosporaceae. The transcript has a single exon.
AUGUUCAACCUGCGCUCAAUUGUCCUACUUGUAAUAUCCUACGUCGUCAUCCCGCGCCUGACGUUUCUCCCGCAGAAUGUCCACUCGAUCCUCAUCAUCUUCGGACCCUUCCUCAUACCCCGCGUACUCGACUGGAUCAACCUCGCGCGCGCGACCGGAAGAAGCGUGCCAGUACGACCGACGCCUCCGAGAGUUCAAUAUGCGUUAAACUUGCUCUUCGUGAGCGCAGUCGUAUGCCUCGUCCUCUCCUUCUCUCGGUUUGCACCUGAGAACAUAUUCCUCAAGACACAAAGUCACAUCCGAACAGAGACCAGUGUCUUGUUUGCGCGUCUACGCCACCUUCGACCGCUCACGGAUGAGGAUGAUGCGUUACGGACAAAGUUCAACUGGAGCGUGCGCAACAAACUGCUGUACCUGACAUAUGGCCCCGACACCCUGUUGAACUGCGUGUGGUGUACCACAUCCGAUGGAAAUGACCAGCAAAACUACUUUUUGUAUUCGCUUCCAACCAUGGUCACGCCGCAUAUCUUCCAACUCGCUGUUCUUGGUCUCGCGACGUCGUCGCUUGUAGGAAGCGAGGGUUCGCGGUUUCGCACGCAUGCCACCAUUGCAGGAUUGCUCUUGAUGGUGGUGGAAGUGUGGUACAUGGCCACCUACGACAUCACGCUCAACAAGCGAGCAAAGUAUGUGCAGGAUAUCGAUUCAGCACACUGGCGUGUCCGAUUCCUACGAUACGUCGCCUUCGCCAUGGUAGACAUGGGCUUUGCCUUCGUCCUCUGGGCUACAAGCACGAACCGCUGGCUCGCCAAGCCUGUUUCCAUCGCCGAGCGCAUCGAAACAACUACACGAACCGCCGAAGAUACAUUCAAUAAGAUGCGUGCGCUAGCUCUGCUCACAAACUCUGUGAACCGCGAUUCAGCGUUGCGAGGUGUGCGGGAAGAAUACUGGAGGACCGAGGGCCAGGUUACAGCUGAGGUGGUGCAGGAUGAACUCGUCAUGGAACAAAUCAAUGCUGCUAUCAGCAGAAUGGACUUUAGUACGCUUGAAGGACGGGUUGGCGAGGUUGCAGAUGGAAUCAUGAAGGGUAUUGAUAGCUUGAGGGCAAGUCAAAUGCUGGCGGCGAGUCAUGUCAGCGAGACAUCGUCAUCCCCGGCAUCGUAG